CCCAGCAGUGCCACCCACAACUUCCGCCCACCUGUGCCCAGCAGUGCGCCCACUAGCUCCGCCCACCUGUGCCCAGCAGUGCACCCACCUGUGCCCAGUAGUGCACCCACCUGUGCCACCCAGCAGUGUCACACACCUGUGCCCAGAAGUGCCACCUACCUGUGCCCAGCAGUGCCACCCACCUGUGCCCACCAGUGCCCAGAAGUGCAGCCCAGCAGUGCUGCCAGUCAGUGCCACCAGUCAUCAGUGCCACCUAUCAGUGCUGUCUAUCAGUACCCAUCAUCAGUGUCGCCUAUCAGUGCCGCAUAUCAGUGCCGCCUAUCCGUGACACCUCAUUAGUGCUGCCUAUCAGUG
This is a messenger RNA of Staurois parvus, 354 nucleotides long. NCBI's taxonomy places the organism in Eukaryota, Metazoa, Chordata, Amphibia, Anura, Ranidae. The record is from the annotation of a GenBank genome assembly.